UUUCCUACUCUUUGGUUAAGACUUCAAUGAUACCCCGCUGUUGUUUUAUUAUUAUGUUAACAUAUUGUUUUUUAUCACGUUAAACUAAAAAAUAAAACGCUAGUGAUUAAAAUGCGCGCAUUUACCUUCAUUAGAAAAUUAAGUUGUGUACCUAAGAGUAAAAAUUUUAUAGAAGAACUGGAAACGAAUUAUAUUCCAACUAAUCUAUUUCAAAAAACUUUGCUAACUAUAGGUUCAGCCUCUGUAGCCCUACUUGAUCCUUAUAGGGGAGAUAUGAUUGCAUGUUUAGGUGAAGUCACAGGUGAGGCAUCUCUUAAGUAUAUGCGAGAAAAGAUGCUUGAAAAUAAUGAAGGAGCAGAAGUAUUGCGAGAGAUGCCACGAAUAAAUUCUCAAACAGUUUGCUUAAAAACACUCUCAGAGUUGCCUGAAGAGACCCUUGGUCGUGUUUACGCUGAUUUUAUGAAGGAAAACGGUAUAUCAGCUGAUUCACGGUUACCUGUACAAUUUAUCAAAGAUCCAGAUUUAGCUUAUGUAAUGCAAAGAUAUAGAGAAGUUCAUGAUUUAGUUCAUGCUACAUUAUUUAUGAAGACUACAAUGCUAGGUGAAGUUACCGUGAAGUGGGUAGAAGGUAUUCAAACAAAGUUACCAAUGUGCAUUGGUGGUGGUAUUUGGGGAGCAGCACGUCUUAAGCCAAAACAUCGACAAAUUUAUCUUAAAUAUUAUCUACCCUGGGCUAUCAAAACAGGCAAUAAUGCAAAAUUUUUACAAGGUAUCUAUUAUGAGAAGAGAUGGGAACAAAAUAUUAAUGAUUUCCAUAAAGAGAUGAAUAUUUUCAAGUUAACAGAAAGAUAAUAUUUUAAAGUGAAUACUUGCAAUAUUAUUAUUUAUUUCAAUAUUAGAUAUGUAUAGAAAUGAAACAAUUGUUCAAUGUAAAUAGAUAAAUAUUAGUACUCAAAUGUUUGUUGUUAAAGAAUGAAUUGG
This is a messenger RNA of Nymphalis io (European peacock), 981 nucleotides long. RefSeq names its product ubiquinone biosynthesis protein COQ4 homolog, mitochondrial (gene Coq4). The transcript is spliced from 3 exons. Gene Ontology annotation, cellular component: mitochondrial inner membrane; mitochondrion. Bases 112 to 852 code for a protein of 246 amino acids. Lineage: Eukaryota; Metazoa; Arthropoda; Insecta; Lepidoptera; Nymphalidae. The record is from RefSeq and is a predicted model, not a curated record. Gene Ontology annotation, biological process: ubiquinone biosynthetic process.